This is a messenger RNA of Uranotaenia lowii, 983 nucleotides long. RefSeq lists its product as uncharacterized. Bases 66 to 983 code for a protein of 305 amino acids. Gene Ontology annotation, molecular function: protein binding. The transcript has 6 exons. The record is from RefSeq and is a predicted model, not a curated record. NCBI's taxonomy places the organism in Eukaryota, Metazoa, Arthropoda, Insecta, Diptera, Culicidae.
CAUCCAGAUGGUUUGCAAUCAACAAGUGAAUUUGUGAGCUUCAAUUGAACAGGCACCGAGUGAAUAUGCUUCCGAAAAGUGGUGAUAGAAUGUCCCAUCCUGUGGCACUUCGUGCUCAUGCUAUUCCAUUUCCGGCUUCGUUUGAAGGUAUCUCCUGGAGUCACAAAUUUGGAUCUCUCAACCGGAGGCGACGUCAUGAUCCGUCGAUGGUCAUCACUUCCUGUCCGCAUCUGGAAGUGCGGGAUUGGCUGAAGCGACUGAACCUGGAGGACUGUUAUGAAAAAUUCAAGCAGUUCAAUGGCGUGGAGGACUUCCUGUACUACAGCGAGGCAGACAUUAAGAAAUUGGGCAUCCGAAACAAUGCUCAUCGGGCGCGGAUCGUCAGCAGCCUGGUGGCACUGCGGGAAAAACCUUCGACAGGUAGCCUGCAUCGAUCGGAAACGCUGAAAAAAUCGAUGCGCCAUAGCAUGGCAGCAGACUUGGCCAAGAAAAGUGCAACCGGAACCGAAGAUGCGGCAACCUAUGAGUGUCUGACGGUUGGAAAAACGAAGCAGAGCAAAAGUCUGGGCGAUCUGUUAGAAAUGUCGAUGCUUCCGGGUAAUAAUGUGAUCGGCAGCGACGUCCCAACUAAACGUCGAACGAUGAGCGAUAGCAAAACGAGAGCAACGACCGAAACUCGCGGUUCAAGACCGGUCAAAUGUGGCUUCCUGGUGUUUGCUCACUUUGCUAAAAUCGACCGCAGUGUAUGCAUAAGCCAAGAUUGCGAAAACUACAUGAGUGCAAAUAACAGUCAGACACCAACAUUUUUGCACGUUGUCUUCGAUAUCGUUGUCGAUUUGAGGUCAGAAAACAAUGCCUCCAGCAAUGGCUUCUGGUCACUCGAAUCCGGGAUGACCCUGAUGAAUUUGAUCCAGGGUCCGUUUCUGGAGACUCUUCGAAAUAACGACUCGGUCCAUCAUCAUCACGCAACCGCCAACCAAUGA